AUGGCGCGUAGGGCAUUAAUCAAAGCUGUGAGUCUGGAGGAAUUAUGGCGAACUUCCGUUGAUCGCACCUCUUUUUCGUUAUAUCUUAGCCGGCAGAAAUUUCAAACUCCCAUUUCGAGUGGGAGAUGUAGGUGUAAGAUUAUUACAAACGUUAGAGAUUGCUGCUCGGAGAGACGAAUUGAUCCCCAGAUUAAUUGCUCUCGUGAUGAAAAUCUGUCGUCGUCCUCGUCAGUGGUUGCUGAGAAUAGCCACGAACCGCCUCAAGAAGUUGAUCUCCAGAUUGUUUCAGACACUUCAAAGACAGAAGGUAGAGUUGGACAAACCACAAAUAUGGUUUUUGGAGGUACGGUGAUUGAUGGUUCGACCUGUGAGUGGCUAACUCUUAAUCAAAAGGUAAACACUUACCCAAGUGUUCGAAGGUUUACAGCAAUUGGGAUCGGAGGCGAUGAUUUUGUGCAAUCUAUGGUUGGUGCUGUGGAGUCUGUCAUUCAACAUUCGAUCCCACAGGCCCAUGUGAAGCAGAGAGUUUCAUCAGGAGGAAAAUACGUCUCGGUGAAUAUUGGACCCGUUCAAGUCAUUUCUAGGGAACAGGUUCGAGCUGUAUAUAAUGCUAUGAGGACCGAUGAACGGAUGAAAUUCUUUCUAUAA
Cynara cardunculus var. scolymus (artichoke) is the source of this 648-nucleotide messenger RNA. RefSeq lists its product as uncharacterized. The coding region runs from base 1 to 648 and encodes 215 amino acids. The transcript is spliced from 5 exons. NCBI's taxonomy places the organism in Eukaryota, Viridiplantae, Streptophyta, Magnoliopsida, Asterales, Asteraceae. The record is from RefSeq and is a predicted model, not a curated record.